GGUGAGAGCAGGAGUAUAACUGAAACUGAUAAACACUAGCACUACUGUUCGUGUGUUUCCAUCAUGGAACACUGUAGGCGGAACCUUCGGACCCGGACCAGUUCCACCCGGGCCGCAUUAGGGUGUCGGUUUCCUCCUCAGACCAAACACGGACCAGUUUUGCUAAGUCGGAGCAAAACUGAAUCUGGAACCUUUUCACAUGGUCUUGGUGACUUAGUUUGUUUUUGGUCAGAUCCCAGUGUCAGAUGGGUGUCCUGGUUCUGCUUCUGCUGCACACUUGGAUGGGAUUUACGGACUGUGACGUCAAAGGCCGGCUUGUCCUGAACAGAAGAAGCUAAAGGUGGAUUUGAACUGAAACCUAAAAGUCAUAUCUGGAGGAAGACCAAGAUCACCUGAUUCUAGCAAACAUGGAUGGAAGACCCACCUGUGAUCAGUGUGGAAAGACUUUCACCAAAAUGAAUGGGCUGAAGAAACACCAACGCGUCCACACUGGAGAAAAACCAUACAGCUGUGACCAGUGUGAGAAGAGUUUUUUCACCUCAAGUGUCUUAAAAGACCACCAACGCACCCACACUGGAGAAAGACCAUAUGACUGUGACAAGUGUGAGAAGACUUUCACCACAGCAGGUCAAUUAAAAAUCCACCAACGCAUCCACACUGGGGAAAGACCAUAUGGCUGCGAACAGUGUGGGAAGACUUUCACCAUAGCAAGUAAUUUAACAAAACACCAACGCAUCCACACUGGAGAAAGACCAUUUAACUGUGACCAGUGUGGGAAGACUUUCACCACAGCAGGUCACUUAAAAAUCCACCGACGCAUCCACACUGGAGAAAGACCAUAUGACUGUUACCAGUGUGGGAAGACUUUCACCACAAUGAGUGGGCUUAAGGAACACUUAAACAUUCACAGUGGAGAAAGACCAUAUGAGUGUGACCAGUGUGGGAAGACUUUUACCAUAUCAAGUAAUUUAAAAAAACACCAACGCAGCCACACUGGAGAAAAACCAUAUGACUGUGACCAGUGUGGGAAGACUUUCACCACAACAAGUCACUUAAAAGACCAUCAACGGAUCCACAGUGGAGAAAGACCAUAUUACUGUGACCAGUGUGGGAAGACUUUCAACACAGCAAGUGGCUUAAAAAAGCACGAACGUAUUCACACUGGAGAAAGACCUUAUGGCUGUGACCAGUGUGGGAAGACUUUCAGAUUGUCGUCUGAUUUACAUUCUCACCACCGUGUUCGCCACAAGAAGUUGAUGUACCCCUGUGAUAGGUGCACAAAGAUAUUCUGGUCAUCUAUCUCUUACAAGUGUCACCAACGGACCCAUAUCGAAGAGAAUCCCAACCAGUCCAAAUUGAGUGAUAGCUCUCUUAUCACAGGUUCACAAUGCACCGAACAUGAACGUGUCAAACAUUUCCACAAAAGACAAAAACUGAACAGUCGUACAAAAAGUAAGACUCUAGACGAUCAGUGUCAUAACACAUCAGAACAGCUGGAGUGUUAUCGAAGUCCAAACAGAUUGUGGUCAUCCUCUGCUGUCUCACAUCAUCAGCACAGAUGUGAAUCAUCUACAUCUGGACCAAACAGUACCUCAGCAUCAGAUGAGAAGAAACACAGUGUGUCUGAACCAGCAGCACCCACUUCUUCUGACAAGAACAUCAGACUGAAAAACCUCCAGAUCAGGCUUCACAGGAUCCAGAUGUGAAGACAAACACCACAGUGAGCACUGUUUUGUUGUCUUCAGAGUACAGAAGUAUGUUCUAAUGCACCACUUUCACAAAACAGUGACAUCACAGAAGCUCCACCUACUACCAGGUGAAAAGUUCAACUAGUGGAGUUCAACAAGGACCUGGUUCAGAUACUACUUCUGAUAGACUUUGUGGACAUUGAAUCAGUCAGAGGUCGCCUUCACCGAAAAUACUCCAUCACUGACAGAUUUUUUUUGAAGAUGACGGAAGAUUCUGAUGGCCGUUCGUCAUUUUGACAGAUUUAAAUUCUGAGGGUAAUCUACCAAAGAAAGGUUUCACACAACACUGAACAGAACCUGGACCAGGAUCGCUGGUCUGUCUUUGUCUGAACAAGGCAUCAAACAGUCCAGAACAGCAUCCUGCCUUUGUAGAACCCUACGGCGUCCAUGUAGAACCCUACAGUGCCCCUAUUCAGGGUUCUCGCUACUUUUGUUGAAUGUUGGGGCCCCUGACGCUGUGAUUUGACCCGCUACACUGUCUUUCAACCAGCGUAGCUGUGGGGUUUUUUUUGUGUGUGUGUGA
This is a messenger RNA of Sphaeramia orbicularis (orbiculate cardinalfish), 2271 nucleotides long. RefSeq names its product zinc finger protein 883-like. The transcript is spliced from 2 exons. Gene Ontology annotation, biological process: regulation of transcription by RNA polymerase II. The record is from RefSeq and is a predicted model, not a curated record. NCBI's taxonomy places the organism in Eukaryota, Metazoa, Chordata, Actinopteri, Kurtiformes, Apogonidae. Gene Ontology annotation, cellular component: nucleus. The coding region runs from base 408 to 1706 and encodes 432 amino acids. Gene Ontology annotation, molecular function: RNA polymerase II cis-regulatory region sequence-specific DNA binding; DNA-binding transcription factor activity, RNA polymerase II-specific.